Molecule: messenger RNA, 185 nt
Organism: Adineta ricciae
Lineage: Eukaryota; Metazoa; Rotifera; Eurotatoria; Adinetida; Adinetidae
Source: the annotation of a GenBank genome assembly
AUGAAAAAUUCCGGUGUCAAUCUAAGUAUAAGUCCAUCACAUCCACGUCAACGUUUAGCAAAUCCAAUGGGAACAAUUAUUUCACCUGUAUCAAAUAUUCUUAUUUCAAAUGGUGAUUUAUCUUUUACUAGUGAUAGAGAUCAUAAAAAUUCCCAUCGAAGUUAUAAACGACGUAGUGUAUCGGC